Closterium sp. NIES-65 is the source of this 753-nucleotide messenger RNA. The record is from the annotation of a GenBank genome assembly. Lineage: Eukaryota; Viridiplantae; Streptophyta; Zygnematophyceae; Desmidiales; Closteriaceae.
AUGGCUACCCCGAGUGUCCUCGCUUUUGACGCUGAGGGUCGGGCCAUUGACUUUGACGUCUGGAUAGAUGACCUGCAGCUUUUCUUACAGUGCGAUAGGGCGGACGGUCUCUCUCUCUUUGACCUCACCUCUGGUGCCUCUCCUGCCCCUGCUGCUGAUGCUGACGCCACUGUCCGCUCACAGUGGGCCACGCGCGAUGGUGCUGCACGUCUUGCUGUGCGUCGCCACCUGCCUACCUCUAAGCGUGCGCACUUUAGCCAGUACAAGAGUGCUCAGACCUUGUACGACGCUGUAGUUGCACGCUACUCAUCCCCUGCCACUGCUGCACUGAGCCGCUUCAUGCUACCUUACCUCUUCCCUGACCUUGCUGCCUUUCCCACAGUCGCUGACCUCAUUACGCACCUCCGCACUAGUGACACUCGCUACCGCGCUGCGCUUCCUGCUGAGUUCUGCACCAAGAACCCCCCCCCUAUUCGGUCGGUGCGGCGUCUACCCCUAGUGGGAGACGCAGCUCUGGCAAGGGCAAGGGGGGCAGGGGCGCUGGAGGAGCUAGCGGGGGCAGUGGAGGCGGCGGUGGAGGCGGCGGAGGGAGUGGGGGUGGCGGUGGGGGUGGUGGCGGGGGUGGAGGUGUCGGUGGCGGCAGUGGAGGCGGAGGCGGAGGCGGUAGCGGUGGGAGCGGAGGUGGUGCAGGUGGCGGAGGUGGAGGAGGCGGUGGCGGAGGAGGAGGAGGAGGAGGUCGUGGCUCUUUGCUAG